CUCCUUUCAGACUACGAUAACCUACCCAUGAUCAGAAGCUGCAAAUACGCAUUGUCUACAUUACGGGUAGCUCAAAUCGGUAGCUUUCCCCACCGAGUCCACCAUCCCGCAAAACACCAAAACCUCCGAUCAUUCACAGCACCCCAAACCAACCCAAUCCGCCCAACAAUCAUGUCACUUGCGCGCUCCAAAGAUCCUUUAGUCUGGAUUGACUGCGAAAUGACAGGCCUCGACGCCGAAACCGACCAAAUAAUCCAAAUCUGCUGCUUCAUAACGGACCACAACCUAAACCUCCUCGACACUACCCCCUUCGAAACAAUCAUCCACGCUCCAGACACAACCCUCAUGAACAUGUCACAAUGGUGCAUCGACACGCACGAACGCACGGGCCUCACGGCCGCCGUGCGCGCCUCGACCACGACCGCCGCCACCGCCGCCGACGCCCUCCUUGCCUACAUCACCGCUCACGUCCCCACGCCGCGCACUGCCCUACUGGCCGGGAAUAGUGUCCACGCCGAUAAGGCGUUCCUGGUAAAGGGGCCUUAUGCGAGGGUGUUGGAGCAUUUGCAUUAUCGCAUUCUGGAUGUUAGUUCGUUGAAGGAGGCGGCGCGGAGGUGGGCGAGUGACGAAUUUUUGGCGGAGGUACCACUUAAGAAGGGGGUCCAUCUUGCUAAGGAUGAUAUUUUGGAGAGCAUUGAGGAGAUGCGGUUUUAUCGGGAUCGGUUGUUUGGUAGUGUUGUUUAGUUAGAUGGGGGUCUACUUGCGCGCUAUUGUUUUAUGUCUUAGACAGUGUGUCUAUUUCUGUAGUUGUUGAGUUUGGGGGAUUUGACCCCUUUUUUCUUAGGUUCUAUUGCUUGAAUACCCAUUGCCAUUGCCAUUGAGACUUGUGUAUCUUGUACUUCGGAGUGUUUUCGUGGCACGUUGGGAC
Molecule: messenger RNA, 928 nt
Organism: Penicillium canescens
Lineage: Eukaryota; Fungi; Ascomycota; Eurotiomycetes; Eurotiales; Aspergillaceae
Product: oligoribonuclease
Exons: 2
Coding region: 28-744 (238 amino acids)
Cellular component (GO): mitochondrion
Molecular function (GO): 3'-5'-RNA exonuclease activity; nucleic acid binding
Source: RefSeq, a predicted model, not a curated record